Messenger RNA from Physella acuta, 3219 nucleotides. Its product is annotated as toll-like receptor 4. Gene Ontology annotation, molecular function: transmembrane signaling receptor activity; protein binding. Lineage: Eukaryota; Metazoa; Mollusca; Gastropoda; Physidae. The record is from RefSeq and is a predicted model, not a curated record. Gene Ontology annotation, cellular component: plasma membrane. Gene Ontology annotation, biological process: immune response; toll-like receptor signaling pathway.
CCGUCCUGACAAAAAAGAAAAGUAAUUCCUCACCCAGUCACAAACUAACAAUGGACUUAGGUGUCAAUAACCAAGUGACCUCUGACCUCAAUAACAGCAACAAAAGAGAAUCUCUUCUCGAGUUGUCAAAAACACAAUCAUGCAAUCCCAGAAGGAAUUCUACCUACUGUAUAUAUUCGGGAUGUAGGUGCUACAACGAAACAAAUUGCUGUGAUUGCAGCGGCCUUCGACUAACAUCCGUCCCUCAAAACCUACCGCCUAACAUAACAAAACUUGACCUGUACAACAACGCUUUAACUGAAAUACCUCCUCAUUCGUUAAAAAAUUACUCACGACUUAGAAUAUUGCAUUUGAAUUCAAACAACAUUUCAAAGCUGAAUGAAAGCUCGUUUUCGGGUCUGGAAAACUUGACGUUUCUCCGACUGGACGAUAAUUCCCUAGCGAUGACCCCUGACACGUUUCCCGUGGGUGUCUUCAAGCCUUUGGUGUCCCUCACGGCCUUGAGGUUGAAUAAAAACUUUAACUCGGCGGUAGGAGGGAACAAUUUUAGUUACCCAGAUUUAGCGCUAUCUGACUUGAAAAACUUGAAAGCGCUUUAUAUAGAUGGGCUGACGAAUGCGUCGUUUGGAGUGGGAUUCAGUAGGAUGACGUCACUGGUCAACUUUACCGUAACUGGCUAUCUGGAUGGAUACUGUAAUAUAAUUUGUUUAAGCAACACGACAUUUCAGUACCUGGGACACAUCAAGGUCCUCAACCUCAGCAACUGCCACCUACGUGGGGGGCACAUUGACAAGGAUGCCUUUACGCCUUUGGUGAGCCUGGAGAUGUUGGACAUCCACUACAACGAGGACAUUGGAAUCAAACACCUGCAGCAUAUCAUGCACGGGCUGAGGAACAACACGAACCUGUGGUGGCUGGACGUUAGCACCAUCGAGUGGCGCUACUCCACCGGAACUCAAGUCAAUGCCAGUCACGUGGUCAACCUCCCCAAGUCUUUGACCACUCUCAAGGUCGCGGGGAACAGCAUUGAGAAGAUAGACAACGAUACGUUCGACCAUCUCCCCCCAAACUUAACUCUUCUGGACAUCGGAAAAAACCGAAUCGUGUUCGGGGUUUUCCUUGAAUUUCUCCCAAAACUGACCAAUCUUCAGACUUUACUGAUCAACGGCGAAGACUACCUCUACGAUAUUCCAACAUCCUACAAUAAAGAAUCCAUCAAACAUUUUCAUUCCCUCCUCAAGAGGAGAAGCGUUGGAGAUGACAACGCUCUAGUAUUCCACCUCCCACCACAACUGUCCCGGAUAGAAAUGGUUAACGCUGAGUUGCAGUACCGUCUGUCACGGCUGACGAUAGUCAGCAACAACUCCCUGACAGACCUUGUGUUGGACAGAAACUUUUUGCCUGAGCUGCAAGGUCCGUUCAUCGGCUUCAAUCAUUUGACCACCCUCAGUAUCUAUUCGAGCUAUGUUAGUUCCCUGGAGUGGACGUUUUUCUCCAAUUUCCCGCGUUUGGAGAAUCUUAACCUCGGCACAAACCUACUUGGGGAUUUUUUAAACACUCUUGACGAUCCUGUUUUCGCUAAUUUGACAAAUCUAAAAAAGUUAGAUCUUUCUAUUAACAACAUUCAAAAUUUAAGUUAUGGUUUAUUUAUCGGUCUCAACAAUCUUACUAUUCUAGAUCUGUCAAACAAUCGUCUUUCGGAAUUUAAUGUAAAUAUCAGUGGGAUGAAAAACUUGAGACUGUUAAAUCUGAGUCACAAUUCGAUCUCGUCACUUCCUGAUGACGUGAUGGAAAGCAUUGAUUGGCUGAUUGACCACCAGAUACCGGUUGAGGUGGAGCUUAACAACUGCCCUAUUCUUUGCACGUGUCAAAACUUGAAAUUCCUAACCUGGAUGGUCAAGUCUCCAGCAUUUAAGUCGUUCAAGAGUUAUAUCUGUGCUCACGACGACGUGUACGUACGCUUGACCAACGGCUACAACAAAACCGUGGAGCUGCUGAACAAAGAAUGCGCAUCCAACGAGAAGCUCUUCCUGUUUGUUGUUGCCGCCACGCUGCUCGUGCUGUUUGCUCUCGUCGGUCUCAUGAUCUUCCGCUUCAGGUGGAGCCUGCGGUACCUGUACCACGCGGCGAUGCUGAACUUCCAUAGACGACACGAGACAAAAGGCAACAAAUUUGACUAUGACGUUUUUAUCUCCUACGCCAACCCGGAUGAACUUUUCGUCCUUGAGGUUGUCGAGCCUGAGCUAGUCAAAAGAGGGGUCAAAGUUCACAUCCACGGGCGCAACUUUGUGGCGGGAAACUUUAUCGCCUCCAACAUCGUGAGCGCCGUCAGCAUGUGCCGUAGGACCUUGGUCAUCCUGACCGGGAACUUCUGCAAGAGUCACUGGUGUAAAUACGAGGUCCAGAUGGCUAACAUGGAGUCGGUCCACGACGGACGUCCGGUGCUGAUUUUCCUGGUCAAAGAGAACAUGGCGGCCAAGAACCUGGGCGAGCUCAUGUCCUUCCUCCGCUGCAACACUUACAUCCCCUACCCGCAGGGGGAGCAACUCUCGGAGCGGGAGAUGAAGGCCAUGUGGGACAAACUGGCACAGGACCUGCGCUAGCUGUAGGACCUCAGCGAGGACAUUCAGGUCUAGAUCGUCUCAUGGAGGACAUUCAGGUCUAGAUCGUCUCAUAAAGGACAUUCAGGUCUAGAUCGUCUCAUGGAACUAAUACGCUGGCUGAUAGUUUGGAGGACAUUCAUGAUGUCCUAUUGCUGGCCUUCCAGGAUCCGCUACACCACAGUACUUGAAUGGCAAAUACCCUUGACCUCUAGCAGUCAUUAUUUUCGUGUGCCGACAGCCAUCCUUGCAAGGUUCACACAACAAUGUAACUGGAUAUCAUUUAUAGCCUUGGGCAUAUUGCUUCAUCAACCGUAUAAACGGGUCCUUCAAAGAAAAAUAUUGGAUUACUAAUCAGGCGUAUCGUUUUACCACAUGCGAUGCCCAUUAAACCAGUGAUAACAAAAACAAUUAAACUGUUUGGAGUUUAAAUCAAAAUCGAUGUUAUAAAGGAAAACAAAGUGUUUUUUUUAAGCUUUGACAACUUUUUGACAGCCGCUUGACCGUUGUGUGAUUUCUUAUUACGGCAUGGUGUCUUGUAUUAAUCAGGAAAAGAAUUUUUCACUAUAGAAAAUUCUUUUUCCCCUUAAGAAAACAAAUUGUAAUAAAUGCUGUAACU